CAAGGGAAGUGCAGGAAAUAUAGCAGCUCAGACACAUUCAGACUCAGGCAUCAGACCGCACUUCCCUCAUCCUCACUCGCUCCUCAUCCCUCCAUUCAUCCUUCUCCCUUCUAAUUCCAGUAAUCUGUCUCUUCUUCCCUUCUCAUUGCCCUCAGCACUGUCUGUCUCUCCUCUUUCCAUCUCUUUGAUUGACUUUGACAAAGUUUGAAGCAUGGGCUGUGGGAAUUCCACCUCUGCCAGCACAGCUGCAGGUCCAUCUGAGUCAGUCAAAGAUGUGCAGGACGAUUCGUCUGUGGAUGAUGAGAAGAGGAGGAAUUAUGGUGGAGUGUAUGUGGGCUUACCUGCAGACCUCAGCAAUGUGGCCACCGGACAAACACCCUCCACACACAAAGAAUAAUGAUAUUCAGAGCUGAAGGCACAGAUAAAGGACUUUCCAGAGGGAAUCUUGGCUGAAAAUUGUUGCGUAAUAAUAACAACAGGACGCAAUUUUCGUCAUCGUUGAUUGGCUCGUUGGGACUCGCCGGAAUCCUCUGACAGCCAAUCAUCUAAUUUAACUUUCUGGAAACUGAACUGGAAUUAGUUCUGCUGACAAGAUCAGAGGUCAAAGACAAAUCUGAGUUUGUUAACCUCACUCAGUGCUUUUAAGGACACGUUCUACCAGCACCUUGCUUCUCAGGACAAUGACACACAGUUGUUAAUGACAAUCACAGAGCAAUGAAGAUGCUAAAAACGUGUUUCUGAGCUCAACCCUAUUC
Sinocyclocheilus grahami is the source of this 755-nucleotide messenger RNA. Its product is annotated as overexpressed in colon carcinoma 1 protein homolog. The transcript has 5 exons. The record is from RefSeq and is a predicted model, not a curated record. Bases 212 to 397 code for a protein of 61 amino acids. Lineage: Eukaryota; Metazoa; Chordata; Actinopteri; Cypriniformes; Cyprinidae.